CCCUUCCGAAUCCGUCACUGGUGCAUUGAGUUGUCAGCUGGGCAGUCAAAGUGACGCAUCUCAAUCGUUGUCUCCUGAUAAAUUGUAUCUAUCUCUCCCGAAAUGCCAAAUUUUACGAAGUGGCAUUUCGUGCUAAUUGUUAUCUCUUGCGUGUCAAUCGGCCACGCCCUGGAGUGUUAUGUUUGCACAGAUCAGGAGGGCAAUCAAGAUAAAUGCUUGAACACCAUCAAAACCUGUGAACAGGGGCAGGAUGUAUGCCUGACAGAGAUUAAAUGGGGCAGUACACCAUAUUGGUCUCAGGGUGCAAAGAAACAAUUUUAUGUCUCUAAAAGAUGUGCUACUAAAAGAGAAUGCGAGAGGCUGCAGCGUAAUAAUAUGCCCGACUGCACUCAUAUCUGGUAUCAGGACUGGAAGUGUUCCUCUUGCUGUCAAGGUGAUAGAUGUAAUUAUUAUGUUAUUUCUAGUGGAAACAAAAGAAAAGCACAUAGUGUUAUAUUUGCCGUAACAUUCUUCAUCUCCUUCUUGGGCACAUUGAGAUAUCAAUGACUGACAUUCUGCAUUAACUGACAUUUUAGUGGACUGACAAAUCAAUUGAUUGAAUCUCAUCACUGCAGACAGAAUAUGUAAAGAUUCCCUUUUUUUUAAUAUAGUAACUAAUACAAGAUAAUUUUAUAGUUAUAUAUGCAAGAUAAGUUUUGCAAAAAUGUAUGAAUAUCUUAUAUUUAAAUUAACCUUUUAUUAUGUAAAUCUCGAAUUUUUAUUAUAUGAUUGGAAAACGUAAAGUGUUAUAUAUAUAUAAGAUAGUUUUAUAUUUUUGCAAUAUGAGAAUGUAAUGUUUAAAUUGAUCUCUGGUCAGUAUAAAUUUAAAGAUUUUGUACAAUUCCGAGACGUAGUAUUUAUAUAUUUGCAAUAGUAACUUUAUGGUAAUAGACAAUGGGCACUUAUAUGGGGACACAAUAUAUAUGUUUAUUCAAAAUUAUUCAGGCCAUUAUAUACAGGGUAUUUGGAAAGUGCUGGAAUUCCUUAAUAUUAUGCUGGGACUGUAUACUGUAACUUUCAAAUCUUAUAACUUAGAAAAUAUUUAAUGAAAAAUAAUUUCAUUAGAGUGUUUUGAAAAGCUCUUGAUACCAACCAUUAGAUUUUGGAAUAAAAAAAUAGGAUAUAAAAAACUAAGUACUUGUAUCUGCGCUACACAUGUUUAAUUACCACAGGCUAAUAAUAUUUCGGUAACAUUUUAUUGGAAAUGAUCCAAAUUUUGGAUCGAAACGUUUAUUGUAAUUGUUAAGAAUUGAUUGUCAAUGUAUAUAUUAAUUACACACGAACAUCCAGUAUUGGCCCCUAUGGCAUUUUUUUCUUAUAUUUUGAUUUAAGUCUUCAGAGCCUUUCCUCAUUUAUUGUAAAAAAUAGGAUGUUUUAUUUUAAAAUUUUGAUUUGAUCUAACCUUGGCGACGCCACAAAACCAAUUUGAUAGAAUCGAUAAAUAGAUAUUUUUAAAUCCUACAACUUUUAUCUGAAAUUUCUUUCAAAAAUGCUUAGUUGUUGAAAUAUUAAGGGGUUCCGAUACUUUCCGAAUACCCUGUAUAUUCUUAUCAUCGUUAAAUAUUUCAAAAAUUUAUUGCAAAUUUAAAUUUAUCUAAAUAUGUGUGUACGUGUAUAUAAUUAUGUAACGUACAUAAACAUGAAUAUGUUACAAACAGCCACAUGCACGCGCGUACCGUACAUACACAUUUUCACACAAAUUUAUAUAUAUAAUAUAUAACAUAUUUACAUACAAACAUAAGAUUAGCAGGCCUUUUUAUCAGUUAUAGCGGUUCUUAGUGCUAAAUAAUAAUUUUUAAUUUAUAUAAUCUCCAGCCUAAUCAAACUGCGCGCCGCAUAUUCGUCGAAAACAUUGUCAUGAAACCAGAAUACGCAAUAUUAAUGCUUUAGAAGCAUUUAUAAAAUUGUCAUUCCCUAAAAAAACUGUAAAUAAUUUAAUUGCAAAAAAAUAACAGCUAGGAUUUAAAGCAGGAUCUUAUAUUCUGUGCAACUUACCAAUUCAACUACCGAGGCAUAUAUGUUUGACAUUUUUAUUAGUCUAGAUUUAACUUAUUGUUUAUAAAUAUAUAUAUAUAUAUAUAUAUAUAUAUAUAUAUAUAUAUAUAUAUACGUACAAAAUUAUAUUAUACGACAUACAUCCGUCCACUUGGAACAAUGUUUGUUCUAUUUCUACAAAAUAUGGUCUGUGUGGGUGUGUGUGUUUGCGCGCGCGCUCACGUGCGUGCGUGCGUGCGUGCGUGCGUGCAUUUGUGCAUGCGUUUGUGUGUAUGUAUUUAUGUAAAGGCCAUAACAACAUUUAAGGGUAAAUUCCUAAAAUCAUUUUGAGACAAAAAUCCUUAUAUCAAAAUGAGAUUAUAAUAGGUUUUAAGUAAGAAAUGUGUUGACAAGUUAGACUUUCCGAAAUAUGUGUUCUAAACUAUGAUACAAAAUGAUCUCAGUAGUUUACUGUUAAAUGUUGUUAUGAUGUGAGACAUUUGUGUGUGUGUGUGUGUGUGUGUGUGCGCGCGCGCGCGCGUGCACGCGCGCACACACAUACACACAUACAUAAACACGUAAGAUGUCUGACGUUAUAUGCACCGCUUAUGAGCAAAUAGAACGAUUUAAAUUAAGUCGAAAAAGUCUUACAUUAUUUUGUUUUUUUGCAAUAACGAGUUAUUAAUUGAUAAAAUUGUUAUUUGUAAGGCAUUGGAUAUGCAGAAACAAUGUGUUAUAAUUUUGUAUAAAGCGCACCUCCAAUCAUCUCUCCGCAUGUCUAGCAACGAUGAUUGCCGGAUGAUCGCAUCUCGUCGCGCGCUUGCAUCUAGCAGUAGACCAGGCGAAUUCGGUUAUUUUUAUAAAUUAAUAACUCGUUAACUAUUGCAAAACUUGCAAAAUGAUAGGAUUUUUUUUGACUCAUUGUCAGUUUAGUUGACUCUAUCUGCUCAUAAGCAAUGUUAUACGUAAUGAUAAACUUGUAUGUAAGCUAUUAUAACAAAAUUUUGGAAUAUUUUUAUUUGUUACAUAUACAUAUUAUGUAUCCGUCCAUUUUGCAAUAAAACUAUAUUUACAACUAA
This is a messenger RNA of Solenopsis invicta (red fire ant), 3092 nucleotides long. RefSeq lists its product as uncharacterized. The coding region runs from base 103 to 546 and encodes 147 amino acids. The record is from RefSeq and is a predicted model, not a curated record. The transcript is spliced from 4 exons. NCBI's taxonomy places the organism in Eukaryota, Metazoa, Arthropoda, Insecta, Hymenoptera, Formicidae.